AAGAGUCAGGACGGGCACCAAGAGAGGUACCUGCGGGUAUGUUGGGGCCUCCCGUGUUGCAAGUCGCUCUUUCUCAGCCAUAUAUGGGGGUAAUGGGCUGCAUUUGAACUUUCAAGGCUGAAAAACGGAAGUGGGGGAAUAAGCUUGGCUAGAGUGGCGUGGCAGGAACAGCACCGGGCCAAAGAGGCAUCGCCCCGGGCCAGAGCCGGAGCGGAGCAGUCACCGGCGCGCCGUAGGCAGCUGAGCGGGGGAAAUGCCCGGGCGCCGGCAUCGCUCCCUUGAAAGCCGCUGGAAAGGCGGUCCGCUCCGGUGACUGUGAAGGCAACGCGCCCGCGGAGAAAGAGAAAAAGGCCGCGAGAACAUGGCGUUGGGGCGGCGGCGGCGGCGGCGGGGCCCCCUCUCGCCUCUAGCCCGGGUCGUCGCCGUCGUGGUCGCCUGCUGGGCGCUACAGGGAAGAGCGGGCCGCGGGCUGCUGCUGCCGGGCCUUGAGGCGAAGGGCGUCGGGGAGCCGGCAGAGGCGGGCCCGUCGGGCUGGGGCAGCUCCGCGGAGCUUCCCGCGGGAGCUCCUGAGGAGACCGAGGCGGCGGAGGCGGCUUGCUUUUUCCACCCGGCCGAACCUAGCCUGGGCCUGCGGGUGGCCCCGGCCGCCUCGGUGCCUUCCUUCCGUGGCCCCGGCAACAACGACACGCGGGGCAACAGGGACCUGCCCAUCCUGCUGUGGUGGAGCGGGAGCCUUUUCCCUCACUUCCCCGGCGAGACGGAGCGCAUCGACUGCCCGCGGAGCUCCUGCUUAGCCACGAGGAACCGGCGGGUGAGGCUCCACCGGCGGACCCGAGCCCUCCUCUUCUACGGCACGGACUUCCGGGCGUACGAGGCCCCCUUGCCGAGGCUGCGCCACCAGGCGUGGGCCUUGUUCCACGAGGAGUCGCCCAUGAACAACUACCUCCUUUCGCACCGGCCCGGGAUCGGCCUCUUCAACUACACGGCCACUUUCCGUAGGGAGUCCGACUACUCCCUGAGCCUCCAGUGGCUGCCGGACUUGGCCUACCUGCGCCGAAGGCCGGCCUUGGGCCUGGGCGAGAAGGAGCGCUGGCGACAGCAGGGCCUGGCUCCGGUGCUCUACGUGCAGUCCCAUUGCGACGUCCCUUCGGACCGGGACAGAUACGUGCGGGAGCUCAUGAAGUAUAUCCAGGUGGACUCUUAUGGUAGAUGCCUGAACAACCGAGAGCUUCCCAGUAUGAGGCUGAGGGACACUUCUACAGCUACCACAGAGGACUCUGAAUUCAUGACUCUUAUCUCUAAGUACAAGUUUCACCUGGCUAUGGAAAAUGCCAUAUGCCAUGAUUAUAUGACAGAGAAACUUUGGCGGCCGAUGCAUGUUGGAGCUGUCCCUGUAUAUCGAGGCUCACCCUCAGUACAAGACUGGAUGCCUGAUGAUCAUUCCAUCAUUCUCAUUGAUGACUUUGGAAGCCCCAAAGAACUAGCAGAAUAUAUUGAUUUCUUGGACAGGAAUUCAGAUGAGUACUUGAAAUUCCUAGAGUACAAGAGUCCAGGUGGCAUUACAAACCAGUUCUUACUGGAAAGCAUGGAGAGGCGUGAAUGGGGAGUGAAUGACAUGACACUGCCUAAUUAUCUGAAUGGAUUUGAGUGUUUUGUCUGUGACAGGGAAAAUGCCAGAGUUAAAGCAGAGAGGGAGCAUAAGAAGACUCACGGGAAAUUGCUGGCUCCUGAACCUCAUAUAGCCCAGGUCGCACACAUGGGAUGUCCUCCACCAGCACCUGGAUAUGGAAAUAUUGAGGACAUUCCUGCUGGAGACAGCUGGAAGGAGAUGUGGCUGCAGGAUUAUUGGCAGAGCCUUGAUCAGGGUGAAGCGCUCACAGCUAUGAUUCACCACAAUGAAUCUGAUCAGGGGACAUUUUGGGAUUACAUGCACAAAGUCUUCAUGAAGAGAACUCAGCAAAAUUGACUGGUACUCAAGUACUUUUCAUUGUUAAAUGAAUGGUGUAGAACUUGGCAUUUAUCUCUACCCCGCUUGUUACCUCCCCGCAGUUUGAGAAGCUACCAUUGAUGAGCACUCUUUGAGUCCGAUUCUGUAGCCAAUUGUGGAUCCACCAAAUAGUUGUUUCAUCUAGCCCACUUUUAACUACUUUGCUGAUCAGACUAUCAUGUAGUACUUCGUCAAAAGCUUUGCUGAAGUCAAGAUAUAUUAUGUCCACAGCAUUCCCGCAGUCCACAAGGGAGGCUGGACAUCAGGAAAAACUUCCUGACUGUAAGAAUGAGAUCAGAUUAGCCUGGCAGGAUUUCUUCUUGACAAAUUCAUGCUGACGUCUAGUAAUCACUGCAUUGUUUUCAAGGUGCUUACAGAUUGACUUCUAAAUAAUUUGUUCCAAAAUUUUCCCAGGGAUGGGUGUCAGACUAACUGGUGUGUAGUUCCCAGGUUCCUCCCUUUUGCCCUUUUUGAAGAUAGGGACAACGUUAGCCCUCCUCCAGUCAUCCAGAACUUCACUACUCUUCCAUGAUUUUGCAAAGAUAAUAGACAGUGGUUCUGAGAGUUCUUCUGCCAGAUCCUUCAUUACUCUAGGAUGCAGUUUAUCAGGCCCUGGAGAUUUGAACUGGUUCAAAGAAAUUAGGUGUUGCUUGACCAUUGUUGAUCUGUGUCGAACUGCAAUCUUUCCCCUUCAUCUUGUACUUCACUUUUGCCUGGGGUGUCCCAGACCCUCUUUGGGAGAAAACUGAGCCAAAGUAGGAAUUUAGCAAUUCGGCCUUUUUGUUGUUUGUUAGA
Molecule: messenger RNA, 2782 nt
Organism: Elgaria multicarinata webbii
Lineage: Eukaryota; Metazoa; Chordata; Lepidosauria; Squamata; Anguidae
Gene: POFUT4
Product: fucosyltransferase 11
Exons: 4
Coding region: 362-1966 (534 amino acids)
Cellular component (GO): Golgi membrane
Molecular function (GO): alpha-(1->3)-fucosyltransferase activity
Source: RefSeq, a predicted model, not a curated record